Messenger RNA from Drosophila persimilis, 1204 nucleotides. RefSeq lists its product as uncharacterized. The transcript has 6 exons. Lineage: Eukaryota; Metazoa; Arthropoda; Insecta; Diptera; Drosophilidae. The record is from RefSeq and is a predicted model, not a curated record. The coding region runs from base 368 to 850 and encodes 160 amino acids.
UUGCAGUAGGCUUACGGCAGGCACGUACCAAUGGCUUGAGGCACCAGUAAGGGUGCGAGGCAAUCAGGAGCUGAAUCAGCUAUUGAAGGGGUCGGAUGGUGCACUGGUCUGGACACGGAAGGAACUCGCGAAGAGCAGGGAGCAUGUAGUUCACCUGGACGCGGAGCUGCAUAAGGGACGGGAGCUCAUAAACCAGCAACAGAAGCGCCUAGAUGUCUUGGACAUCCAACACGCUGGUGUGGAGAAAGAUCAGACCAUAGGUGAUUUGAGGCUUAAGGUACAGAAUCUCCUGCAGCUUAUUAACCUGCACCAAGAGCAAGAGCAAAAUUCUCUGAGGCUGCGGAAGAGGAACAAUGAGCUGGAAACGAUGAUCAGUGAGCUGCAGGAGAAGUUGAAGCUCACAGAAAUCCAGCUGGACGCCAAUGACCAAAGGGAGGAGCAGUUGCACUCGGAUCUGGAAAUCGUGAAGAUGGAGCUGUUCCGAUCCGAGCAGCUAGUGGUCAAGUUGCGGGAGCACUCGAAUCGCGACCGCAAGACGAUAUCCGCGCGCGCCGACGAAAUCAACGAGCUGAAUCAGACAAUAAAUCAACUGUACUUAGAAACUGGCGAGAAGGACACGCAGAUAAAUCAGGUGACGAACCAGCUCUGCUUGAAGGAGGAGCAUCUAGGCCGCGUUUUUGAAAAACUAAAUCGCCAGGAGAAGAAGCUCAGGCGCCUGGAGGAGCUUACAAACGUGAGCUCAAGUGACAAUGCUCGCCUCUUGCAGUUGCGGGAUAGGCAGCACGAGAAGAACAUCCAAAUGGACUGGGAGAUUUCUCAACUAAGAGACACCAUAUUCCGAUUUCAGUAAGGAACUGAGAGAUUAUAUUUUCAACAAUACACAGCCAGCGGCUGAAGUUCUUGGGUUCCAAGUUGGCGGCUACUCCAUGCAUCCAGAAUAUCUGAAUUUACAGCCGCAGGCGGAGACGCAGGGAAUUUUGGAAUCCACUGUUACAUACCUCGAGCCGCUGAACGGUCAGCGCCACCAUUUUUCCACCAUCGGCUACCAGGACCACUAAGCACUGAGAUCACCAUUAGCAUCACCAGCGUUAUCCGCCACCGGAAACAGACCAGACAAUACGAAAAACGCUCUGAACACUCAUCGGCAAAAUUUAUUGUGAAUUUUUUAGUCAAUACUGUAGAAUAAAUUCGCGUUGUACUUAUA